AUGGCGGUUCUGUAUAGCCUCGCCUUUGUCGGUUUGGCGGCAGCAGCUCUUAAACCCAAUUGUCCUCACUUCACCGACUAUGCGGCCACUCCUCAUGAGCCCUUCUCUGAGGGUGUCCACAAGCUCUCGUAUCAACGUCCCGCGCCAGAAUGUCGGACGGCUAGUUUCCCCGAGGUUGAGAUGACCAUCUCCGAGAUGAAGACGCUCGUAAAAGACCCGGACCUGUCCCGCCUUUUCGAGAAUACCUUCCCAAACACCCUUGAUACCACUAUAGCUUGGACAGGAUUCGCCGAUGAGAAUUCGGAUGAGGAGCUUAGCUUCAUCAUCACCGGUGACAUCAAUGCCGAGUGGCUUAGGGACAGCAGCAACCAGCUGCAAAGUUACCGGUCCUUGCUCAAACGCAACUCGUCGGAAGGAUCUCUUGCCGCGCUCUACCGCGGGGCAAUCAACCUCCAGGCUCGUUAUGUCCGCUUCGCACCUCAUUGCAAUGCCUUCCAACCACCAGAGGAAUCCGAUGUAGCCCCUACGAACAAUGAUGCCGGUGGCGGCUCUGACCACAUAUUCCCGGCCUACCCGACGUACUCAUUCUUCGAGUGCAAGUACGAGUUGGACUCUUUGGCCGCGUUCCUCCAGCUCUCCCACGACUACCACGCCGCCACCGCCGACAAGGAGUUCUUCGCCCGCUUCAACUGGUCCAAGGCCAUCGCUGUCCUUCUCAACACGACAGACGCCCUGCGCGCAGGCACGUACGCCGCCGACGGCACUCUCAACCCGUCGCCCGCCAUCUUCGAGCGCAAGUCUACCUCGGCCUCAGAGACGCUCUCCAACAACGGCAACGGCGCGCCCACGCAGGGAGAUACGGGCAUGGUACGCAGCUUCUUCCGCCCCAGCGACGACAGCUGCAUCUACCAGCUCUUCGUGCCCGCCAACAUGAUGUUCGCGCGGUACCUCAACUCGUGCGCCGAGAUUAUGGACGACAUCGACACGAGCCUCGCGGGGCGCAUGCGCGACUCGGCAAAGGCCGUCCGCGAGGGCAUCGAGGCCCACGGCAAGACGACGCAUCCCAAGUUUGGCGAGAUCUACUCUUACGAAGUGGACGGCUUCGGCAGCCACAACAUCAUGGACGAUGCAAACAUCCCAUCUCUCCUCUCCGCCCCGCACUACGGCUACCUCUCUGCCCAGGACCCAAUCUACCAAAACACCCGCCGCUUCGUCCUCUCCACCUCGAACCCCUACCAGAUGCGCGGGCCCGUCCUCAAUGCCACGGGCGGCCCGCACGUCGGACCCGGCAACGCCUGGCCCAUGGCCCUCAUCGCGCAGCUCAUGACCUCGGACGACGACGACGAGAUCGUGAGCGGCCUGCGCCAGCUCGUCAGCUCCACGAAUCAGCUUGGCCUGAUCCAUGAGUCUGUGAACAGCCACGAUGCCUCCAAGUGGACUCGGUCUUGGUUCGCGUGGGCCAAUGGGCUUUUUGGGCAAAUGAUGCUGGACCUCAGGGAGAGGAAGCCGCACCUCCUUGAGAGGAGCUACCAGUAA
This is a messenger RNA of Colletotrichum spaethianum, 1536 nucleotides long. Its product is annotated as meiotically up-regulated gene 157 protein. Bases 1 to 1536 code for a protein of 511 amino acids. The record is from RefSeq and is a predicted model, not a curated record. The transcript has 4 exons. Gene Ontology annotation, biological process: carbohydrate metabolic process. NCBI's taxonomy places the organism in Eukaryota, Fungi, Ascomycota, Sordariomycetes, Glomerellales, Glomerellaceae.